Molecule: messenger RNA, 1275 nt
Organism: Lolium perenne
Lineage: Eukaryota; Viridiplantae; Streptophyta; Magnoliopsida; Poales; Poaceae
Source: RefSeq, a predicted model, not a curated record
AUGGCGGCCACAAACACAACCCUACCCGCACCAAUCUCCUUUCCCAUCCACUCCCACCCAAUUCUCUCUGUGCACAUCUCCACCUAUGUCAAGUUCCAAGUUCAAUCCAACGGUGCAAAUUUCUCGAAGUGGCGUCAGAUCUUCACCCUCCUCGUCACCAUGUACAAGGUCGCUGAUCACGUGACCGAAGGGGCCGCUCCGGCCAACCCCUCCGACGACUGGCUCGCCGUUGAUAUCCAUAUCUCCCUCUGGAUCAUGGCCACUCUCAGCGACGAUCUACAGCGGCUUGUUCAAAGCACCGACGGGCGCGUCCUCUCCACAUGGACUCGCCUGCAUCGGUUCUUCUACGACAACCAGGCCUCGCGGUACCUCUACCUCAGCAAAGCCUUCCGCAACUGCCCACGUGGCGAUCUCUCCAUCACCACGUACGCCAGCAAACUGCAGGCCAUCGCCGACGAUCUGGCCGCCAUUGGGCGCCCGGUGGACGAGAGCGACCUCGUGUUGCAGUUCAUCGAUGGCCUCGGCAAGCAGUACAAACUCCAGGCCGAGAUCCUCAAGGGAAGUGGAGCCCUGCCCAGCUUCUCAGACGUCUGCUCUCGUCUACAGCUCUGCGAGGUCGACGCGGUGGCUCAGCAGAGUCACGACGCCGCCCAGGACGGUGCGCAGGCACUCGCGGUUCAUGGUGACCGCGGCAAGGCGUCGAUCCCCGGCGUCAGCCCCAACUACCGAGGAAAGAAUCUGAUCCCCGGCUUCCAACACCCCAACCAAUCAGGCGGGCAACGCGGCAACUUCACCAACGGGCGUGGCCGUGGUCGUGAUGCCUUCGAUCCUCGUGCCGCUCCUCCUGCCGGUCGCGACGGUGGCGGUCAGCAGCCUUGGCUCGGGUACUUCGCUCCGAUGGGGAUGCCGUUCCCUCCACCGCGCUCCCCUUGGAUCUCGCCGAACUCCUCUGGCGUCCUCGGCGCCCGUCCAGGUGUGCCCACACAAGCGUACGCGGCGCUGCCUGCGGCCCCGCACUUCCAGCCUGCACCGACGUACCCGGCGCCCGCCCCUGCGAUGCACCAGCAGCCCCAGUACCUGCCGCCUCAGUACCAGCCUCCGUCGUGGGAUCACAACUCCCUCCUGAUGGCUGCUCCUAGCUACGGCUCGGCGUUCCCUGCUCAAGGCGGCGAUUGGAUCAUGGACUCCGGGGCCACGUCGCAUGUCACCGGCACUCAAGACUCCCUGUCGUUGCCACUGGCACUGCUCAUCUCACCUCUCGACCUUUCACCUUAA